CACCUUCAACCCUGCACCCACGCAGCUCACGGCAAUUCUCUAGCCUGAGCCGGCGGAUGAGGGAGCAAGGCAACGUGAUGCUCCGUCCCAUUCGUCCCUCGCUGACCGCAAACCAACACGCUUUACCUGACGUAGCAACACGUAGCUUAAGCUUACCCGCAUGACCCUAGCACUCACCACCAUGCCACAACGGUGCUCAUUCGAUCGACAGGGCAGCGCAGUGCGCCAUGGCGUGCAGGCGACGUCAAAUAUCGUGGGCUCGCGCACGGUGAGCCGCUCAGCCUUCCUGUGCUUAAAACUGCUGUGCCCGCCUUUCCUUCGUGUCGGUUUUCGCUCUCGCCUUAUUUCCCACAGCCGCGACUACGCGCCGGCCAUCCCCACCUUCCGCACCGUGCACACCAUGACAGCCUGACUUUGGAUGUUUACGACACCUACGUUCUCGGAUGGAAUUUGAAACAGAUGUGGAAACACGCCUUACUGUGCGCCAUCUUGGCCCCGGGAGCAGUGGUGAAAGCUGCCAUCUUUACUGUGCCGAAACCCACCUUGGUCUCGCCGGCAGUUGAUGGGUGGAAUCCGGCCCCCACAAAGGCUCCACGUUUCGGUGUGAUCGAACUCUUGAGGCGCGACGAUGAGCCGUGGCAAACCUUUGCACGGGCCGGAACUUGUGGGUUCUUUGACGGCAUUCAGACAUCAGCUUUCACCUGCCGUCAAUCUAAAUACCAAUGCGCGACCAACACAUUGUACGGCAACCAUGGAUGCUGUGACCCCUACCAGCCUGCCUCAUCAUGUACGCUCUACACGACAUGCUUGCCCAAAACCCUCUUGUCGAAAAGCUGCGAUCGCGACUGUUCAUCCAAUGACUACAUCGCAAAAUGCAGUCUCACUGCGAACCCUGAGUGCUAUGAAUUCCACUUCGUGUAUACUACCGCCGGACGUACCACGACUAUGAAAGAAUGGGGAUGCACAGACUCAGCGACUACAGGGGAAAUACCACUCACAUGGAGCGGUUACAGUGUUCCUGGUAGCGGCGACUCUUCCACAUCAUCCUCGUUGUCAACAUCGCCUACAACCUCUCCCACACCAACCGAAACACCGCAACAGGUGGCCAAGGGCGAUGGCAAGCCAAACAACACUCCGGCCAUCAUUGGCGGCGUGCUGGGCGGCCUCAUCAUCGUUGGCGCCCUUGUUUUUGCCAUCGUCUUUCUCGUCCUGCGUGAUCGCCGCCGCAAGCGCGAAGCGCAGCUCGCCCAACAACCACAACAACACCAAGACUGGGCCGCUCCACCGCCCACACCCGGAAUGUCAGAAGUACAAUACAACGCCGAUGGCUUCAUCGGCUGCAACGUCUACGGCGAAGAACCGCGCGUCAGCACGACCGAAGACCCGCCUAAAAACUGGAAGGCGUGGAACGGAGUCAGCAGAGACAAGAAGGUGCCGCAGGACAGGGUGACGAGCUGCGGGGAGCAAGGGAUGUAUGGGGCCGUGGAGGCGGAGGGGAGGAUGGUGCAUGAGGCGCCUUCGUAACAGUACUGUCGCUACAGAUGUUGGGGCUGGCUAAAAGCACGGUUGAAGGUUUGAUUGGUCUUUUCUUGUUUAUGAUUUUUUUGGGGGGCUUUUUGCAUUGCAUUGCGAUUAGGAAGCCACGCAUAUGGGCUGGCGUGCACUCGUUCUUGGAAUAUACCCCGAUGGAUGGAAGGAUGGAAUAUCAGCAGAUACACGUAUCUUAGUAGUAUGAUG
Molecule: messenger RNA, 1737 nt
Organism: Paraphaeosphaeria sporulosa
Lineage: Eukaryota; Fungi; Ascomycota; Dothideomycetes; Pleosporales; Didymosphaeriaceae
Exons: 2
Coding region: 460-1524 (354 amino acids)
Source: RefSeq, a predicted model, not a curated record